AUGAACAAGGAAACGGAUAUCGCAUUCAAAAUGGAGGGCGCAUCGGAGCAUGAUGUGCAAUUGGGAAAUCUCUCAAUUGACCCGGCCAGAGAACGAAAGCUCGUCUUAAAGCUGGAUCUCUUCAUCUGCCCCUUAGUUAUGCUCAUCUUCCUGGUCGCGUAUCUCGAUCGCAGCAACUUAGGGAGGACAUUGGCUUGGUUGGGAACCAGCUUGGAAAUGCCGUUUCCCUAUUCUAUGCAACAUACGUGUUUUUUCGAAAUCCCAUUUUCAAUGCUGCUCAAGAAAUUGCGUCCGAAUCGUUUAAUUUCGGCUCUCAUCAUUGGCUUUAGUGCCUCUAUCAUAUCGGCAGGCUUCAUCAAGAACGCAGCUGGUCUUUACAUAACCCGCUUGCUUCUGGGUGUUUUCGAGAGUGGAUUGUUUCCUUGCCUCACUGUGCUUUUGACAACUUUUUAUAAGCGCGAAGAGCAGGCACAAAGAAUAUCUUAUCUAUUCGUAUCAGCUGCGCUCAGUGGUGGAUUCGGUGGCUUGCUGGCCUUUGGUCUCCUUCGUCUUGAUGGGGCCGCCGGACUCGAAGGUUGGCGCUGGCUCUUUAUUGUUGAGGGUCUUAUGAGCGCAGUCAUCGGCAUCGCCACAUUCUUCUUCCUUCCUAACGAUUUCGAGACAGCUUACUUCCUUAAUGAGGAAGAUAAGGCCCUCAUGCGAAUCCGCAUGCAGUCAUCUGGGCAGUAUGCUGCAGAAGAAUCGUUUCACAUUCAGGAAGUUUGGAAGACACUAAAGGACCCCAAAAGUUGGUUGACAUCGCUCAACCAAAUUAGCGUCAAUAUCUGCUCCUUCGGAUUCAGCACUUUUCUACCAACUAUCAUCAAAGGGUUUGGCUACAGCUCAGUUCUCACACAGCUUCUUACAGUCCCUGUUUAUAUCUGGGCUUCCGUCUUCUACCUCGUCAUUGCUCAUUUCUCCGACAUGAUACGUAUGCGGGCAAUGUUCAUGGUGCCUCUGUGUCUCGUCACGGCUGUGGGGUAUGCAAUGAUGCUGGGAAUAGAUGUCCAUGCCAGAGGCCCACUCUACUUUGCCACAUUUGUUUGUGUCACUGGAAUCUAUUGUACUGUCGGCCUCGGUGUCUCCUGGAAUGCAAACAGCCACGCUGGAUACUACAAAAGAACCAUGGCUGUCGGCUUGCAACAGUCUAUUGGUAAUUGCGCCGGAUUGAUAGCUGGCCAAAUCUAUAAGUCGGCCACUAAUGGCCGUUAUGUCAUUGGACAUUCAGUGUCUCUUGCAGCCAUUUGUGUUGCCUUCUGCGGUAAUAUCAGUAUGUAUUUGCUUUUGAAGUAUCACAACAAUAAGCGGGCAAAGAUGACCCCGGAAGAACGAGAGGAAGUCAUUCAAUCUGGGUCGUAUGAGAAGAAAGGAGGCGACUACCACCCAGAUUUCAAGUAUAUCCUGUAA
This is a messenger RNA of Penicillium cosmopolitanum, 1446 nucleotides long. RefSeq lists its product as uncharacterized. Gene Ontology annotation, biological process: transmembrane transport. Gene Ontology annotation, cellular component: membrane. Gene Ontology annotation, molecular function: transmembrane transporter activity. The transcript has 7 exons. The record is from RefSeq and is a predicted model, not a curated record. NCBI's taxonomy places the organism in Eukaryota, Fungi, Ascomycota, Eurotiomycetes, Eurotiales, Aspergillaceae. The coding region runs from base 1 to 1446 and encodes 481 amino acids.